Trichomycterus rosablanca is the source of this 897-nucleotide messenger RNA. RefSeq names its product transmembrane protein 18 (gene tmem18). Bases 105 to 563 code for a protein of 152 amino acids. Gene Ontology annotation, cellular component: nuclear membrane. The record is from RefSeq and is a predicted model, not a curated record. Lineage: Eukaryota; Metazoa; Chordata; Actinopteri; Siluriformes; Trichomycteridae. The transcript has 5 exons.
UGUAGUGCGGAAGGGCUUGAUUCGGGACACAGCCGUUACCCCUGUGCUUCAGGUUGAGUGUCGCUACACGUCUUGUGUUUUCAUUGUUGUUUUAUUGAGUUAAGAUGAGCGGAUUGAAGAUGAAGAACAUCAGCGCUGUUCCUCUGGACGCUUUCAGUAACGUCCGGAUUACUUCAAUCUGGACUUUCCUUCAGUCUGUAGAUUGGACUGAACCGUGGCUUUUGGGUCUGAUUGCAUUUCACAUCACCUGCUUUGUUUUUACUGUUUUCACCUGCAAAUACUACAGACUACAAAUCCUCCACUUCCUACUGAUGGUUGUGAUGGUGUGCAGUGCAGAAUACCUGAACGAGGUAGCAGCCAUGAACUGGAGGUCAUUUUCGAAGUUUCAGUAUUUUGACUCCAAGGGGAUGUUCAUAUCGUUGGUGUAUUCAGUCCCACUACUGUUUAACACUAUCAUUAUCGUGGCUGUGUGGGUGAAAAGGACGUUCACAACCAUGACCGAGCUUAAAACGCUGCAGCUGAAGAGGAAAGCAGCCAGAGCCAACUCAAAGAAAACGCAAUAGCUGUACAACAGCGUGGUGAUGCUGUGGACUCUGUUUUAAACAUAACUGUGCUGUUCUUGUGCUUUUCCUCCACCACCUGAGCACCAGAAUUAUUCAAUCUAAAGGAAUACAAAGAAUAAAGGUGGUAAAGGUGAAAAGGUUGAUGGAUUAUUACGUGCCAGGUGGCAGAACUACAAGAAGCAUGUAAAACACUUUGGACUUGAACCUGAAUUCUGUAAUACUGGAAUUGUUCUAGAUGUGCAUAUUCUUCCACACUCACAAGCAGAAGCCUGUAAAUAAGCUGAAUGUAACGGAAAUAUCUGAUUUUAUUAAAGAAGUAUUUGUGGUAAAUAAA